GGCCGUGACUAGAAAACAAAUUCCUUUAAUAGAGUGGGUGGUGAGCCAACCUUACGGGAAGGGAAGGGGCGCGAUUUAUGAGGCCUAAGGAGCGUUUGAGUUUAAGGAAGUAGGGUGGACUUGUUUUUGGAGUGAGUAAUGGGCUAAUACGUGAGCACCCUGCCUUCUGCUCUGAACGCGAUGGUUUUCUAGGGCACCAGAUGGCAGCUGACCGUUUUAGUCACUAGGCCGAGCUCAGCCUUGCUAAAGCGCGGGGCUACGAGAAACGUGUUGCGUGUGUAGCUGUGCAACGAGGCUACCAAAUCAGAGGCGCCUUGCCUGCGGAGACACGGGUGCCCCGUGGUGUUUCGGUGGGAGGCUUGGUCGAGUCCCAGCCCUGCGCGUAGGCGCCAGGAGGCUGCUUCUUUGCCCCGCGUGAAAGCCAGGGAGCCCCUGCUUGGGGAGCGCGUGCCCCUCAGGUGCGCCCUCCUCGCGCCCAGGGUGCCGAGCCCAGCAGCAGGCGCCAGGCGGGCUCGCUCAUCCCUUGGUGGAUGCCAGCCCUUUCCGCACCCACGGCGCUGGCGCCUUCCCCUCCACGGGCACUCAGUGAUGCCCGCUGAGCGGGGAGGGGUGACCCCACUGCACUGAGCGACCCCCUCAGCACCUGACCGGCAGGCCACAGGAUGGCAAGUACCGGAGUCUGCGCUACACUAAGACUCCCUGUGCCACGUGGCUCUGUGGGGGCUGUGAGGGGUCUUGCAGCUGAGCGCGGUGCGUAGAGACACCGCCCGCCCGCAGCCGCUGGACUUCUGCGCAUGCGCACACCGACCCUCUCGAGCCCAUGAGGUGGUGGCGGCGUUAUUCUAAGCUCCGAUUGGCGGCUAGAGUAUCCCCCCCACCCCGGGUUGAUAGGGUGGGGGUUAGGGUUGGUGCUCUCGGAUUGGAGUUCCGGCGGAGGCGGAAGUGACGGCACGACGCAGCGCGGCGGACAGGAGACGUUUUCGGUGUGCGUCGGGGCUGCUACGGAGCGGGUGAGAGAGGCGGGGAGCGAGUGGCGGGACUCGGGCGCGGCCCCUCCCCCCUCUUGGCCUUGGCCUUGGCCUUGGCCUUGGCCUUUCCCGGGCCGGAGGGCUCCUGGGGGGUGGCCCUGGCCCUGGCCGUCGGGGCUCAGGCUUGUGUAAGCCCCCCGCCCGGGUGAAGGAGCCUGGCCAACGCCUUGCAGCAGCCUCGCUUCUUCCUCGGGCUCCAGGGUCUUUCCUGUCCCCCCGGGUUUGCGUAAUCCUCACCUCGGACGGGUCCGGCUGGGGGGCGUCUCCUCCUUCGCGUUCACGGGGACCAGCCCCAGGGGAGCCGCUUGUGCUGGGUGUCGCUGGGCCCUGUUAGUAUCUGUCUGCGUCUGUCCCCGCAUCGCGGGAGCGCUGGGGCGAGCCGUGCAGGGCGCUGAGGAAGCCGAGCACAUUGGCACGUUGAUCACGUGCCAGAAACAUGGCUACAGACUGGCUUGGAAGCAUUGUGUCAAUUAACUGUGGAGAAAGCCUGGGAGUCUAUCAAGGACGAGUGUCAGCUGUGGAUCAGGUCAGCCAGACCAUUUCCCUGACUCGGCCUUUCCAUAAUGGGGUCAAGUGCCUUGUGCCAGAGGUCACCUUCAGGGCAGGUGAUAUUACAGAGCUAAAAAUUCUGGAGAUUCCAGGUCCUGGAGAGAUCAGGCAGUAUGGGGAUCUGCAGCAGACUGAACUGGGUAUCCCUGGAGUUGGAUGCCAAGUGGGUACCAAUCAGAAUGGCACCGGCAAAAUGCUGAAGAAGCCCACUGCUUCCAGCAGUGCCCCACAGAACAUCCCAAGGAGAACAGACAUGAAGAAUCAAGAUGUCGUCAUCUCCCCACAACAGCAGCAGUGCUCCAAGAGCUACAUGGACCGACAUGUGGAAUCCUUGAAUGCGUCCAAAGGCUUCCGUCGGAGACAUAACUCCUGGUCAUCCAGUAGCCGUCAUCCAAACCAGGUGACUCCCAAGAAGAGUGGCCUGAAGAAUGGGCAGAUGAAGACCAAAGACGAUGAGUGUUUUGGGGAUGACAUUGAAGAACUCCCUGACACUGACUUUGAUUUUGAAGGGAAUCUGGCACUUUUUGACAAGGCAGCCGUGUUUGAGGAGAUCGACACGUAUGAGAGGAGGAGUGGCACUCGCUCCCGCAGCACCCCAAAUGAGAAGCCAGCUCGCUACCGGCAUGAUGAGAAUAUCCUGGAAUCAGAGCCCAUUGUCUACAGACGGAUCAUCGUACCCCAAAACAAUAGCAAAGAGUUCUGCACUGACUCUGGGCUGGUUGUUCCAAGCGUGUCAUACGAAUUGCACAAAAAGCUGCUUUCAGUUGCUGAGAAGCAUGGGCUGACGCUGGAGCGGAGGUUGGAGAUGACGGGGGUCUGUGCCAGCCAGAUGGCACUGAGUCUACUGGGAGGACCCAACAGACUGAAUCCUAAAAAUGUUCACCAGCGACCCACAGUAGCUUUGCUGUGCGGUCCCCACGUGAAGGGGGCCCAGGGAAUCAGUUGUGGGCGACAUCUUUCCAACCACGAUGUUCACAUCAUCCUUUUCCUGCCCAACUUUGUCAAGAUGCUGGAACCCAUCACCAAUGAGCUGAACCUCUUCAGCAAGACACAAGGCCAGCAGGUUUCCAGUGUCAAAGAUCUCCCCGAUACCCCUGUUGACUUGGUGAUAAACUGCCUGGAUUGUCAUGAAAAUGCCUUUCUGAGAGAUCAGCCAUGGUACAAAGCAGCUGUGGACUGGGCUAACAAGAACCGAGCACCCGUCCUCAGUAUAGACCCUCCCAUAUGUGAAAUGGAGCAGGGCAUCGAUGCCAAGUGGUCUCUUGCCUUGGGCUUGCCCCUGCCUCUAGGCGAAAGGGCAGGCCGGGUGUACCUGUGUGACAUCGGCAUCCCACAAAAAGUCUUUCAGGAAGUGGGAAUCAACUACCACUCGCCCUUUGGCUGCAAAUUUGUCAUCCCCUUGCACUCAACCUAGAGCUGAUCCCACAAGGCAGCUCAGAGAGAAGAGGUGGGGGUAGAGCCCCAUCGAACAAGCUGUCUGAUGGAUCCUGACUAGCAAACUCUUGACGCCUUAAGGAUGUGAAGUUCUGGGGUGGGGGGAACGGACUUUUCUUUUUCCUUCCAGAAGAAACAUACGUAUUAAACACAAAGUGAAGGGAGCAAAAUGUUCCUGCAAGAUGCUUUCACUCUCUCAUGCCAUUGUAUGAAAGAACAUGCAGGAAGCUGGUGUCUUUUUGGCUGGGGAAGGCAGCACUGGCUGGCACCUAGUCACCAGCCAAAGGUCUGUUGACGAGGGAGGAAGGUUUUGUUUGCUGAUGCAAGUGGCUGUCAGCUAGUAUGGAGAGUUACAAGAUAAUGAGAAUGAUCUGGGGUUCAGUUCAUUAGGGAGAACCCUUUCUGCCCAGCUUGGGGGCCCCUUUGGGGAGCAGCAUCCCAUAAUCAUGUAGAAAUGUCUGUUACUCUUUUUUUUCCUUUUAUUUUGAUUAUUUUUUUCCUCCAUGAAAACAAUAGGAGCUAAGAUUCUGCCUUCUAGAGCUACUGAGCCUGUAAAGAUUGAGGCUCUGCCUUUUGAGAGCUGGUAUAAAGAGUCCCAGGCUCUUCCCAGCACCUGUAUUGGCUACUUGGCAAUCCUGUGCCAGUACUUGCUUAUUGCCCUCUGGCAUUUGUUUCUUGGGUGUUUGGUUUUUUGUUUGGAUUCUUUUUUUGCUUGCUUUGUGAAUGAUGCCCAUGUCUUGGGGAAGGAGGUGUAUUUACUAUGUUGGCCCUUCUGCCAGAAAAAGCCUUUUGGAAAGGAACUUUUCCAAGGUGGAUAUUUCCCCCACCUCCAGCAGGGUGAGUAAUCUCAGUGAUUUGAGUGUGCCAGGGCACAGGCUGAUAGAAUUAUGCUAAUUUUAAUACCCAGUGUUUUGGCACGGGGGUUGUUUGGACAUGUUACUGUGCCCAGUGCCCGUGUAUGGUAGCGACACCAGCCUGCUCACUCCCCUCUUCCCCCUUCCCCCUCCCAGCUAGCAAAUGGCUUGUGAAGAACAUCAUUGUUCCAUGUCCUUUGAGAGCAAAGUCCAUGUGAAGGGGGGGUUAUUCCCUUACAUGUAUGCUUAACACCAGGUUUUUAAAAGUAUUUAGAUACUUUGCUCCCAUUGAAGAUGGUAUUUUUAAAUACCUUUAAAAAUCUGGCCUUCAGUUUAGGUUGGGAUCUUACUUGGAAUGGAAAUUGUAAGGCAUUUGCCUGCCCUGAUGAGGCAGGCUGUAAAAGCAGAGUCAAAUGCAGUGCAUAUAAAUAUACAAACAGGGGAAGGCACUGCAUCACAUGCCCACACUGCUCGAGUGGGGGAAGGCUCCAGCUGAUUCUUAGCAGGGACAGAGAUUCCUCCCCAUGUAUCCUCACUAUGGCUAGAACUGCCUAGCCAUGUGGUCUCCUGGGCUUGUGUGAAUGUAGUGUUAAAUGUGCACUGUUUAUACCAAGCAAGUGGCUUUGUCAUGCUGUCUGCAGAGGUAUUUACUGUGGUGCUCCUUGCACAGCCACUCUGGUCUCUACAGCUAGUGCAUCUUGUUCUUGAGCAGGAAGGUGAGAGGUUUUCACCUGAAAUCCUGUCCUGGGUCUGAUCCUUUUUGGCAUUUUCUAGCUGGUUUUGUGCUGCACUGAUUUUUGGUUUGUUUGUUUGGGUUUUUUUUUCCACUCCCCACCCCCUCACUCCCCUUCCCCUUUUUGUGCUGCCAGGAAAGUGUUUUGUGCUCACUACACUGCUGAGAGCAUCCUGGGGCAGUGCCUAGAGCCGAAGGGAUCUGACAAGCCUUUGGGCCGACUUCUUCAGUCCAUCCUGCUGGACCUCUUUCUAGUUUCUAAAGGUGCCAAUCCUAUCUCUGUCUAACAAGGAGAAACAUUUAAACCUGCCUGGAGUCUUUCAGAAAAAGCUUCAUUCGGGCUUCCCACCUUUUCUAUAAAGGAACAAGGCAGAGACGUGGAAGCAGGGUGAGGAGUAGCUCUUGUGGGGGUGGGGUGCUUUUUCAAGCACUGCAGCUACUCAGACUUCUCCCCUGCUGUUUAAUUCUCCCCUGAGCAUAGGCAGUGCUCAAAAGUUUGGCCUUUGAUCUGUGGCUAGGCCUGCACUGGAAGCAGCCAGGUCCUGGCAACCAGGCUAGCUUCAGGCAGUGUUAUUGUGGAGAAUUCCAAGCUUUGUUUGGUGCCUUUCCCAGGGGAGCAUGGUUUCCUCUGAAGCAUAGGGCAGCUAUUCUCUAUGAAAGGAGGAAACGUCUUGCUAAGCUAUUUGGGAACUGCACUUUUGAAGAGGAGCAGCUUUUUUAAAGCACCCUGUUUAACCACAAAUUUUGUCUGGGUGCAUGGGGUUUGCAUUGUGAUGCUUGGACAAGGCAGGCACUUGGAUCCAACCCUGUCACUGCUCACACCGACUUAGGAAGCUGUCACUGAACAAAGGCGGAGUACAUUGAAUGGACCGAGCAAGGUGAAAAAUGAAGGGGUUGGGAAGAGGCUUCCUGUAUCAAAGGGAAGUAGGCUUUGUUUCCUUGAGCAGUGUUCAGCAUGACCUGCAAAUGGGGAAAGUACACUGCAAAGUAAUGUGUCUAGCACUGCUGACCUGUACCCCUGGAAAAAUAAUCACUGGUUUCUUCAUAAUAUACAGUAUGCCAAUGUUGGGCAAGGGCAUUGGGAGGCACCCCUGCUCUUCCCAAAUGUACUCUUGCAGUAAUUACUGUCCUUGCAGGACUCUGCUCUGUAAGGCUUCAGUUAAAGGACCUUCCAUGUCCCAUGGCAUGGAACGCACUGUAUCUACCUCAGGAGAAUGAGGGCUAUGCCCAGCUGGUUUUGGGACCCAUGGUUCCAGCAAGUUUUAUCUCAAACCUGAGCUGGAACCGUGGACACCGGCUUGUGUGUCAUGGCCUUUUAGUGCUAACAGUGAGACUAUCAAUGACCAAGUUCUUCAGUAAUAAUCUGACUGGGUGUCUUUUUGCAUCCUGUUUUUUAUUUGCUUCCUCCUCUAAAACAAGCACCACAGAGCAAGGCCCAGAGCACCUGCCUAAUUGCAUUUGAGGCUGGUGAGACCGUCAUGACUAGCAGCAGCACAGUGAUGGGUUGUACCAUUUAAAAAGUACAAGUCAAGGCUUUCCUCUGCCUUCCCUUGGCAUUAAAAUGCUGCAGCAGCAAAGCCCUUUUUCAAAGGGGCAGAGGAUGAAAAGACUGAAUAAAUGAGAUGAAAAUUUUUCAAAUAGCCAAUCAUGGCAGUAGCAUUGCCUUAAUUCUGCUACAUCACUCUUCUUUCCAAGAUCUGUCUCUGAACCAGUCCAGAGUUGGUUAUACAACUAACUAGUACUCUGGACAAUUUGAACGGGCUCUAACUCUAUAGUGUUGAAGCUCUUGGCCACUGCCACACACUUAUACUGGCUAAGAUCCCCUUUUUUGCCACAGUGUGGUUCUGGGAAUUGUUUGAAGUUUGUUAAAACUGGUUAGUGUUAACACAAAAGGAGAUCUUGAACAUCUGCUGCAGUAGUAAGGGAAAGGAUCCCUUCUAAGGAAUGAUCAGUUGGAGCACUGUUUGACUAGCUCACUGCUCCUCUGUACCAGAACUACAGCACUUUGAUAUAAGGCUUUUGCAGUCUUAAUUAAAGCUUUAUAAUUCAUUCACACCAAGAGUAGACUGUAUUCAUCUUUCCUCUGAGAGGUUUGAUUAUUGACAGAGGAACUAAGGCACUGGUCUCUUCCUGCUGCAGCUUAUUGCAGAUGUACAUUAUGUCUUGCAAGCUGAAGGAGGUGUAUGUUGCUGUUGCAUCUACUACAUCCAGUGGGAAGGGUGCAUCCUCCCCUCCCCUCCCCUCCCACUUGUCAGCAAUCUUUACUAAUAAAGCCUACAGUUUAUUGUGGUGAAGGAUGUUAAUUAGGUUUUUGUAUUGCCAUGGCUAGGUUUUUACCACCCUCACAAGGGCAGUGGCAGCCACCGGCUCACUUCUAGAAAGCAGAGGAACAGUUGUUACUGAGUUCAGUUCUGCAUCACUCUUCCUUGAAGCUUGUUAUGAAACAAUGUGAUUAGUAUUCUUUUCUCAAAAGCAAUGGAGGAACUCUUGUCUCUUGUCACUGACUGAGUAAAGGUAAAUGCACAACUGUAAUCAGUCAAUGUCAUUCAUGGAAAACUGUUUUGUAAUGACUAAUUCAUGCAGCUAUUGGGGAAACACCAGCCCUGAAAUAAAGCGCAGCUGUUCA
Molecule: messenger RNA, 7224 nt
Organism: Alligator sinensis (Chinese alligator)
Lineage: Eukaryota; Metazoa; Chordata; Crocodylia; Alligatoridae
Gene: EDC3
Product: enhancer of mRNA decapping 3
Exons: 7
Coding region: 1465-2991 (508 amino acids)
Biological process (GO): P-body assembly; deadenylation-independent decapping of nuclear-transcribed mRNA
Cellular component (GO): P-body
Molecular function (GO): mRNA binding
Source: RefSeq, a predicted model, not a curated record